This is a messenger RNA of Lemur catta (Ring-tailed lemur), 3766 nucleotides long. It is a transcript of the gene PLOD2, whose product is annotated as procollagen-lysine,2-oxoglutarate 5-dioxygenase 2. The coding region runs from base 207 to 2483 and encodes 758 amino acids. Gene Ontology annotation, cellular component: endoplasmic reticulum. Gene Ontology annotation, molecular function: procollagen-lysine 5-dioxygenase activity; iron ion binding; L-ascorbic acid binding. The record is from RefSeq and is a predicted model, not a curated record. NCBI's taxonomy places the organism in Eukaryota, Metazoa, Chordata, Mammalia, Primates, Lemuridae. Gene Ontology annotation, biological process: peptidyl-lysine hydroxylation. The transcript is spliced from 20 exons.
GCCGCUCCGCGCCUCCGCCGUCUGCCUGCCCCGCCGCUCGCCGCGCCUCCCGAGCUGCCGCCCACGGCGACCGCGUCGUGCCCGCUCGCUCCGGCCCGCUCGCGCCAGCCCCGGGCGGCCCGGGGCAUUCAGCGCUCUCGCGAGAAGUGCGCCGCUGCGGGGCAGUGGGGGCGCCGGGGCGGGCGCGGGCCCUCGACGGGCCGAAGAUGGGGUGGUGCAAGGUGAUAACUCUUUUGCUGCUACUGGCGCUCGUCCUCCACCCCUGGAGUCCCUGCCUAGGAACGGACUCGCAGAAGCCCUCUGGCAUCCCCACAGAUAAAUUAUUAGUAAUAACUGUAGCAACAAAAGAAACUGAUGGAUUCCAUCGAUUUAUGCAGUCAGCCAGAUAUUUCAAUUAUACUGUGAAGGUCCUUGGUCAAGGAGAAGAGUGGAGAGGUGGUUAUGGAAUUAAUAGUAUUGGAGGGGGCCAGAAAGUAAGAUUAAUGAAAGAAGUCAUGGAACAUUAUGCCCAUCAAGAUGAUCUGGUUGUCUUGUUUACUGAAUGCUUUGAUGUCAUAUUUGCUGGUGGUCCAGAGGAAGUUCUAAAAAAGUUCCAAAAGAUGAACCACAAAGUGGUCUUUGCAGCAGAUGGAAUUCUGUGGCCAGAUAAAAGACUAGCAGACAAGUAUCCCAUUGUGCACAUUGGGAAACGCUACCUGAAUUCAGGAGGAUUUAUUGGCUAUGCUCCCUACAUCAAUCGUAUAGUUCAACAAUGGAAUCUCCAGGAUAAUGAUGAUGAUCAGCUCUUUUACACUAAAAUUUACAUUGAUCCACUGAAAAGGGAAGCUAUUAACAUCACAUUGGAUCACAAAUGCAAAAUUUUCCAGACCUUAAAUGGAGCUGUAGAUGAAGUUGUUUUAAAAUUUGAAAAUGGCAAAGCCAGAGCUAAGAAUACAUUUUAUGAAACAUUACCAGUGGCAAUUAAUGGAAAUGGACCCACCAAGAUUCUCCUGAAUUAUUUUGGAAACUAUGUACCUAAUUCGUGGACACAGGAUAAUGGCUGCACUCUUUGUGAAUCCGAUACAAUUGACUUGUCUGCGGUAGAUGUCCAUCCAAAUGUAACAAUAGGUGUUUUUAUUGAGCAACCAACUCCAUUCCUACCUCGAUUUUUGGACCUACUUUUGACACUGGAUUACCCAAAAGAAGCACUUAAACUUUUUAUUCAUAAUAAAGAAGUUUAUCAUGAAAAGGACAUCAAGGUGUUUUUUGAUAAAGCUAAACAUGAAAUCAGUACUAUAAAAAUAGUAGGACCAGAAGAAAAUCUAAGUCAAGCGGAAGCCAGAAACAUGGGAAUGGAUUUUUGCCGUCAGGAUGAGAAGUGUGAUUACUACUUUAGUGUGGAUUCAGACGUUGUUUUGACAAACCCAAGGACUUUAAAAAUUUUGAUUGAACAAAACAGAAAGAUCAUUGCUCCUCUUGUAACUCGUCAUGGAAAGCUAUGGUCCAACUUCUGGGGAGCAUUGAGUCCUGAUGGAUACUAUGCCCGAUCUGAAGAUUAUGUGGAUAUUGUUCAAGGGAAUAGAGUAGGUGUUUGGAAUGUCCCCUACAUGGCUAAUGUGUACUUAAUUAAAGGAAAGACACUCCGAUCAGAGAUGAAUGAAAGAAACUAUUUUGUUCGCGAUAAAUUGGAUCCUGAUAUGGCUCUUUGCCGAAAUGCUAGAGAAAUGACUUUACAAAGGGAAAAAGACUCCCCUACUCCGGAAACAUUCCAAAUGCUCAGCCCCCCAAAGGGUGUAUUUAUGUACAUUUCUAAUAGACAUGAAUUUGGAAGGCUAUUAUCAACUGCUAAUUACAACACUUCCCAUUAUAACAAUGACCUCUGGCAGAUUUUUGAAAAUCCUGUGGACUGGAAGGAAAAGUAUAUAAACCGUGAUUAUUCAAAGAUUUUCACUGAAAAUAUAGUUGAGCAGCCUUGUCCAGAUGUCUUUUGGUUCCCCAUAUUUUCUGAAAAAGCCUGUGAUGAAUUGGUAGAAGAAAUGGAGCAUUAUGGCCAGUGGUCGGGGGGAAAACAUCAUGAUAGCCGUAUAUCUGGUGGUUAUGAAAAUGUCCCAACUGAUGAUAUCCACAUGAAGCAAAUUGAUCUGGAGAAUGUAUGGCUUCAUUUUAUCCGGGAGUUUAUUGCACCAGUUACACUGAAGGUCUUUGCAGGCUAUUAUACAAAGGGAUUUGCACUACUAAAUUUUGUAGUAAAAUACUCCCCUGAGAGACAACGUUCGCUUCGCCCUCAUCAUGAUGCUUCUACCUUUACCAUCAACAUUGCACUCAAUAACGUGGGAGAAGAUUUUCAGGGAGGUGGAUGCAAAUUUCUAAGGUACAAUUGUUCUAUUGAAUCACCACGAAAAGGCUGGAGCUUCAUGCAUCCUGGGAGACUCACACAUUUGCACGAAGGACUUCCUGUUAAAAAUGGAACAAGAUACAUUGCAGUAUCAUUUAUAGAUCCCUAAGUUAUUUACUUUUCAUUGAAUUGAAUUUUCGUUUGAAUGGAUGACUGGCAUGAACAUGUCUUUGAAGUUGUGCUUGAGAAGAUAAGAAGAAUAUUUAAAUAACUUCAACAGAACGACUUCACUUUGGGCAAAACCUUUGAAAAACUUUCUAUAAAAAAUUGUUUGAUAUUUCUUAAUGUCUGCUCUGAGCCUUAAAACAUAGGUUGAAGAAGAAAAGAAAGAAAAAGUAAAAGAAAAUAUUUAUUUCUAUGCUUUCUUGUCUCUGAGAAUAAUGACAAUUUUAUGAAUUUACGUUUCAAGUUGAUAAAAUAUUCAGGUACAAAUAUACAAGUGACAAAUAACACUAAUAAUAUUUUCUUAUUUAAGAAAGCCUGGGAAGAAUUUUGUUUGUCAACGCGUAGAGGAAAUGUAGACACAGUGGACAUAAAUGAAAAUUGCAAGUCUCAAAAGCUUGGAAAUCUGAUUCUAACUGAAUUUGUGUGCUGUUGUUAAAGUACUUUUUUGAACACCUAUGCAGGUGUCAUUUACAGUAGUUACUAAGGGAACACAAAAUAUUAUACAAUGGUUUUCCUCAAGAAAAUUAGUACAGAAACACAACCAAGGAGCACAUCCAGUUGAAACUAUUUUUGUUUAGACUGUUAGAUUAUUUUACAUUUGUAUUAGAAAAUAUAUUUUCUUCAGAUGAAUCUUCCAAUGUGGAUUAUAUUAAGUAGAUAUUAUUAGAUUUAGGAAAGCCUUUCCAUUUCUUAAAGUAUACCAAGCAUCGACUUAUGAUCAGCAAGUGUCCUUAAGUCAAAACAGGUUUGUUUUUUUUUUUUGGUUUGGUUCCUUUUUAAAAAAAAAUAUUGAAAAUAGUGAAAAAAAGAAAAAUUUUGUUGCGAAUAGUAGUGUAUUUUAUGAUUUUUUAAAAACACUUUUUAAGUACUUGAAUUUUAUAUCAGGACUAUAAAGUUAUUGAGCCUUGCUUCUUCCCUUCUGCCCUUUGUCUCUCUCCUUAUUCUUUUUUUGGAGAAAGGUUAUUCACUUUUUUCUUAUCCUGGGAUGAUCUCCAUUUUAUCCUUCUUAGUAUCUUUAUUACCUUUCAUUUAUGCUUUUAAAAAAUUCCCCAACAAAAAAUGUGUUGACUUGAUUUUUCAUCAUUUCUCUGAGUAAGGUUUAAAUAUCCUUAUUGUAGCUACUGUUUUUAAUUUAAAGGUUGAACUUGAAAAGAUGUUCUUAAUCAUGGUGCCAAAAUUCAUUUUCUAACACCAUGUGUUAGAAAAUUAUGAAAAAUAAAAUAAUUU